Molecule: messenger RNA, 1434 nt
Organism: Cynara cardunculus var. scolymus (artichoke)
Lineage: Eukaryota; Viridiplantae; Streptophyta; Magnoliopsida; Asterales; Asteraceae
Product: probable mitochondrial saccharopine dehydrogenase-like oxidoreductase At5g39410
Exons: 2
Coding region: 10-1350 (446 amino acids)
Biological process (GO): glycolipid biosynthetic process
Cellular component (GO): plasma membrane; mitochondrion; lipid droplet
Source: RefSeq, a predicted model, not a curated record
CUUAUCAAAAUGGCCGCUUACUUCGACAUCGUCAUCUUCGGAGCGUCUGGUUUUACAGGCAAGUACGUAGUCAGAGAAGCUCUCAAGUUUCUCAAUGCACCCAAUUCGCCUCUCAAAACCCUCGCUCUAGCCGGUCGGAACUCUUCUAAACUCUCAGAAACACUGAAAUGGGCAUCCACGUCUCACCCCACCAUACCCCUUCUCGUUGCUGACACCUCUGACCCACAUUCUCUCCGCCGCAUGGCUUCCCAAGCUAAGCUCGUUCUCAACUGCGUUGGACCUUUUCGUUAUCACGGUGACCCCGUUGUCGCUGCCUGUGUUGAAGCCGGAUGCGAUUACUUGGAUAUUUGYGGUGAGCCGGAGUUYAUGGAGASGAUGGAAGCYKUUUACCAUGAGAAGGCGGUGGAGAAUGGUAGUUUGGUGAUUUCUGCUUGUGGGUUUGAUUCAGUUCCGGCUGAAUUAGGGUUGUUGUUCAAUUCCCGGCAGUGGGUUUCGCCGUCAGUGCCGAAUCAAGUUGAAGCCUACAUUAGUCCUGAACCACGUGGAAGGAUGGUGGGCAAUUUUGCGACGUAUGAAUCGGCGGUUUUGGGUGUGGCCAACGCUGAUAAGCUAAUGGAGUUGCGACGGUCCAGACCCAGAAAAACCCGACCUCGGAUUCGUGGUCCUGCUCCUCUAGGAGGUUAUGCCAUAGAACACAAGAAAAAGCUCAGACUUUGGGCAGUGAAACUCCCAUCCGCCGAUGUGAGUAUUGUUCGGAGAACACUAUCCAUCCUUACAGACAACCCUAGUGGUCUUCAAGGUGUCAAUGAGGAUCCUAAACAGGCGAACAAACGAGCCAUCUUUUGGUCGUCGAUAAAACCUGCUCAUUUUGGAGUAAAGAUAGCCACCAAGAAUCGUAUGGGUAUCCGCUCAUUAAUCCUAGUUGGGCUAUCAAUUGGACUGCUGAGCAGCUUUCCUACGGGGCGGUGGCUUCUGUUGAAGUUCCCCUCCAUUUUCACUCUUGGGAUCUUCAAGAAGAAAGGUCCAACCGAGGAGGAAGUGACGGGUGGCGGUUUUAAGAUGUGGUUUGUGGGUCAUGGCUUUAGUGAUUCCAAUCUUAUUAAUAAGGGAGAUGCAAAGCCUGAUACAGAAAUCAUUACCAGUAUAACGGGGCCGGAUAUUGGGUACAUGACCACUUCCAUUAUUCUGGUUCAGUGUGCUCUGAUUCUCUUGCAACAGAGAGGAGAUCUUCCAAAAGGCGGCAUAUUUCCUCCAGGAAUCGUUUUUGGGCCAACCAACCUUCAAGAUCGACUGCAGGAGAAUGGGAUUUCGUUCAAUUUGGUUUCAAAGAGUAAUAUCUCUUCUACAUAAAUGGUGUACUCAUUUGGCUUCCAUAUAUCUAAUUAGCAAUAAAGAGAGGUAAAAGACACUACCUUCUUUUGUGUUUGCCAAUUA